AUCAGAAGGCGACCCACACACGUGUGUACGAUAGGACUGUGGUUUUGGCUAUGAGCACUUGACGCAAUGAAGAUCCGGUUACUUGUGAGUUCAGCAUCAUGGUUUUUCUGCAGACAUGGGACCCGAGCAGUAGAGCAAAAACUCUUCUUCACGUCUUGGCAGAAUGGUUGCCUGACUGGUUACCGCAGAGAGUGGUCUAAAAGCAAAUUACUAAGGGGACUGCACUCCUGGCAGGCCUUGUUAGAUUGUGAACGGAAACGCUGGGAGGCAGCCUGUGUGACGUACCAAGAUCUGACUGAAGUUCUGAUGAAACGGCUUGAGGAGAUGCAUCAGAAGUAUCCGAUAAGAGCAGAACGCAACAUGAUUAAACAUGGAGAUUACACAUAUUUUGAUGAGGACAACUACAUCUAUCGCUUUCAGGAAAGCAUUGGAGAAGAUAGCAUAGAGACUCUCUUCAGCCCUGAGGAUGCUGGGUUACAGGAAUACGUAAUUCAGCGCAUCCGGAUUUCUCCUGCACAGACUUAUUUGGCUGUUACUCUGAAAAGCUUGGAUCGUGAAGAGGCCACCUGUAUAGUGGUGAGGAUGGAGGGACAGCCGCAAGUAGUAUGCAGUAUACCCAAUGUCUUUAGUUGUGAGUGGGUUACAGAUAACGUCCUAUUUCACACGAGGCAGGAUAAUCUCCAGUGCCGUUCUGUGUAUGCAGCAGAAUUCAGUGGAGAAAGUACCACCAGACUGGUUUAUCACGAGAAGGAUCCCAGGUUUUUCGUAGACCUUUAUAUGACCAGAGACCACCGCUUUCUCACCAUCAACAGUAACAGUAAGACGUCUGCUGAGGUCUGGCUUGUUGACUGUAGCGCCCCUUACUUGCCUCCUGCCCUGGUGCAGAACCGGCUGCCUGGUGUCAUUUAUCAUGUGGAGCACAGAAAUGGCUGCCUCUAUAUUCUGACAACGUACGGAGAGCCUGCAGAGUACAAGCUGAUGACGGCCCCACUAAACAGUGAUGUACAGCAGUGGAAGCCCAUAUACAGGGUUCCUGCAGAAUCCCGACUGCUGGACAUGGAGAUGUUGGAGGAUUAUUGUGUUAUGUUCAUAAGACAGAAAAAUGAGCUGCACAUGGACGUCAUCUCCCUCUCCAGAGAGACGGUCAUUGGUUCUCUGAAGCUUCCAGCGUGGGCCUGUGCACUGCAACCUGAGUCUUACCCAGAGGAGAGGACAAGCACAAUCAACUUUUACCUUGAGUCUCCCGUUCAUCCCCCGAUUAUGUUUGCUUAUUCUGUACCAGACAAGAAAUUGUCAGUGGAAGCCGGUUACAGCAGAGAGGGGAGCAAGACUUGUCACCUUGUGCGAAUGAACGCAAAGAGCAAGGAUGGGACUUUGGUACCAGUCACAGUUUUUUAUAAAGCAGAGAGUGGGCUCCUAGACAGACCCCUACUAGUUCAUGUCUACGGUGCUUACGGCAUGGACUUGAACAUGAGCUUUAAAGCUGAGAAGAGAAUGCUGGUCGAAGAUGGCUGGAUAUUGGCUUAUUGUCAUGUAAGAGGUGGCGGAGAACUGGGCUGUAACUGGCACAAACAGGGUAAUCUGGAGAAGAAGCAGGAUGGUCUGGAGGACCUGGAAGCUUGCAUUGUACACAUGCAUGGUCAGGGAUUUUCUCAGCCCUCCAGGACCGCACUGGAAGCCGCUAGCGCUGGAGGAGUCCUCGCUGGAGCUCUGUGCAAUUCCAGGCCUUGGCUUUUGCAAGCGAUGGUCUUCGAGGCACCUUUCCUUGAUGUGUUGACUACUAUGAUGGACCCGUCUUUACCACUCACCAUUGAAGAGCAUGAAGAAUGGGGCAGUCCGCAGACUAACGUACAACACUACAGAGCUAUACAGGCAUAUUGUCCUUAUCAGAAUAUCACUCCCCAGAAUUACCCCUCUGUUCUCAUCACUGCUUAUGAGAACGAUCAGAGGGUCGCGUUGAAUGGAUUGCUGCGGUACAUGAAAAAGCUCAGGACGGCCGCACUCUGCCAUUUCCAGACAUCAGCUCUGCCAGAUUGGAGGAUGCCAAAUAUAUUGCUAGAUGUUCAGCCUGGAGGUAGUCACUGUGAUUCCUUGUCCUGGGAAGAUUCCUUGAAGAAGGUGGCCACUCAUUUUGCUUUUCUACACAAGGAACUGAAACUCCAGGAGACAUGAGCAUGUAGACAUUGCAAAGAAAUACCUGGAAAGUAAAGUUCAUGAUACAUAAGAAAAAAUUAUUGCUAUGCCCGUAUCUCAUUUAGCUCCCACAUAAGAAGCACCUGACAGGCCGAAUGGAGUGGCCCUAGUGGUGACUGCUUCUCCAUCAGCUUAAGACUCUCUAUCCUCUGGUUCUUUCAAAGCCACCACCUUCUCGGCCCUAAAGCUGCAUAAUCCAUCUCCAAAGCCAGUUCCCAUCCCAAAAUAGUACAGCCUUGUGCCCACCAUUUUAUCAAAUCCUCCAUGAAUUUUGACUUCACCCAUUCACAAAUGUCCAGACCACUCUGCCCAAUUAACGAAAAAUUGUCAAGAUUGUGAGCUAUCACGAUAUGACAGACACCAAUGAAUAACCAGCUGAACUUUUCAAUGCACAAGAAGAGGAACACCCCAUAGGGAAAUGAAUGUCUACAAAAUACUUUUAGAA
Molecule: messenger RNA, 2638 nt
Organism: Bufo bufo (common toad)
Lineage: Eukaryota; Metazoa; Chordata; Amphibia; Anura; Bufonidae
Gene: PREPL
Product: prolyl endopeptidase like
Exons: 15
Coding region: 67-2172 (701 amino acids)
Biological process (GO): proteolysis
Cellular component (GO): Golgi apparatus; cytoskeleton
Molecular function (GO): serine-type endopeptidase activity
Source: RefSeq, a predicted model, not a curated record